AUCAUGACAGAAGAUGACGGAUACCGUUGUAGUGGAGGGCCAAGUUAAACUUCGAGAUGGGAAAAAGUGGAGAAACAGAUGGGUCGUUUUGAGGAAGCCGUCCCCAGUCGCAGACUGUCUGUCCCUGCUGGUGUACAAGGACAAGGCGGAGCGGCACAAGGGCCACCGUGAGCGCAGCUGCCUGACCCUGGGGGACAUCUGCGGCCUGGAGCUGGGCCUGAGCUACGAGGGCGUGGGCUUCACGCUGGCCAUCAUCAGCCUCACGCAGGCCGUGCUGCUGGGCUUCGACCGCAGGGAGAGCCUGCUCACCUGGGACCUGCGCAUCCGCUACAGCCUCGGGGAAGCCCACAGGUUUAACGUCCAUGUCCUCCCAGGCACCAAACUAGAGACUGGACCUGCCACCCUUCAUUUGUGCAACAACCUGCUCGUCGUCACCAGGGACCUCCCCCCGGUUGUUGCCGGCCAAUGGAAACUCUCUGAUCUGCGGCGGUAUGGAGCGGUGCCCAAUGGCUUUGUGUUUGAGGGCGGGACUCGCUGCGGCUGCUGGGCUGGAGUCUUCUUUCUUGCCUGUGCAGAGGGGGAGCAAAUUAGUUUCCUCUUCGACUGCAUCGUGCGAGGCAUCUCUCCCAGCAGGAGUCCGUUUGGACUGAGGCCUGUCCUGCCAGAUGCGGGCAGUAAAGCGAGCUCGUCGGAGGAGAAGAUCCAGCAGGAGGCCAGUGAGCUGGAGAGACGCCUCAGUAGACUGUCCACCUGCAGCCGCCAGAGCAGCACAGCGUCCACCUGCAGCUACAGCACGUCCACCGCGGGGGACGACUGUAGCAUGUCCAGCUCGUCCUCGGAGGCCAGCCACUCCGACACCAGCCUGGGCAGCCGCCUGACCCUCUGGCCCGAGUCGUCCAGGCGUCCCCUGACGCCGCUGACCGGCUCUGUGUCCAGUAGCGGCGCGGCGAGCACGUCCCGCACCCCCACGCCCACGUCCAGACGCACGCUGACGCCGUCGCUGAGCGCCGAGGAGAGCCUGUACGCGGCGGUGAUGGGCGGCGCGGGCGGGGCCAUCCUGCGGCCCUCCUCGUCGGCGUCGUCGCUGAAGCUGGGCCGCGGGCGCGGGCUGAGGGACGCCGGGCGCCAGGGCUCCACGGACAGCGGCAUCGCCACCACGGGCAGCCACUCGUCCUACUCCGGCAGCUUCUCCUCGUGCACGGGCAGCCUGGACAUGGCGGCGGUGGAGGCGGAGGAGUUCGGCUCCCUGCUCAGCCUGCCCCCCUCGGCCUCCGUGUCCAGCCUCCUCCUCGGCCCGGUGGGGGUGUCCGGCACGAGAGCCAGCGUGGAGCUCAGCUGCUCCUCCUCCGCCUCCUCCUCCUCCUCCUGCUCCUGCUCGGUCUCCACGGGCACCACCCCCACCCCCUGGGCCCACGCCAGCAGCUCGGAGUACCAGGUGCCCCUCGCUGCCAGAGACCAAGAGCUGCCCACGCCGCCGCCAACGCCGCACUUCCCCUUCUACGACACCCCGAGGCGCAUCCUGCCCCCGAGCGCGCUGACCAAGGACUGGACCGGCCUCGGCGGGGCCGCGGGGGGGCAGGAUCGAGGCGCGGGGCUGCGUGAGGCUUUGGCCUCGGCAGGGCCUCCCAAAGGCUUUCCGGUCCCUCCUCAAGCAGGCGCACCGAGCCCAAACACCUGCCCAGUGUGUAGAGGAGCAAAGUGCAGCCACUUUUUUGAUACUACUUACAUCACUCAAGAGCAGUGCGUGUCCGUUAGGAGAAAGUGUUCCACACAGGGAACAGACCCCAUGCAGCCUGGAGGACUACCUUCACCCACACCUGGACCAUCUUUUCCUGAAAGGAGUCCAAGUCAAAUGUCCGCUGUUUGUCCCUCAGCUGUUGAGCAUACGAAAGAGCCUGAAAUGGUUCCAGGAACCCUAGAGUUUGAAGAAAGAGGCCGGUAUGAACUGAUGGGCACCUACGCUCAGCUGCAGAGGAUCUCUCGAGACACGGAAGCCAGCUUGCUGGUGAAACCUCCAUUUUUCAUUGGCUCCCCGAGGCUUAUUCGACAGGCGUCCGCGUGCGCUGAGCCAAAGGAGAACUACGAGCGGAUGGCCUUAACCUCCGAGGCGCCGCGUAGGAGUGACCUCCCAUCUGGAGACGGUGGUGCUGCAUUGCCAUCUCCAGUAGAUGCCACCAGGAUGCCACCAUCAGACCGGUUUCUUGGGGACGGCAUCAACUACGUGAACAUCCCCAUCAGCCCAACGUCCAAGAGGCAGCUCCACUACAUGGAGCUGGACCUGCAGGACCUCCAGGAGCCCACUGCUGCAGUCAGGGGAGGGGGCUCCACUAAAUAUGCCCAGAUUGAUAUCACCGCCAUGGAGGCCGCACAGAGAGUGGGAGCACAGCACGCACUAGGACGAGAGGAACGCUUACAGGAACUGGAGCAGAGGAAGAAAGGGACAAUGAAUUGAGACACACACACACACACACACACACACACACACACACACACACACACACACACACACACACACACACACACUCACACACUCACACACUCACACACACACACACACACACACACACACACACACACACACUUACAGGCACACUCACACGCACACUCAAACAGUUCCUCCAACAUUCAACACUGUCGCUACUGGUCUGAUUAGUAGGUCCCCAGACACACUGCCUUCAGGCUGGCGGUGCUGCUGGGAGGUACAGAGAUAGAGAUGUGUGUAGAUUAUUAGAGCCUAAUCAAUCGACAUUGUUCAUAAAAGAAAAAUAGACAUAUUUACAGGGGAAAAGAUGCAUAGAUGCAUUCAAGUUGCAUGCGUUUUGAUGACAAUAAAGAAUCUACAAUGUACAUUUGAACACUAAUCGUGAGAAAAGUGUUAGACAUUUAAGAGAUGUUUUUAAAACAUUUAUUAGUGAAGCUUUUAAAUGGCUGUUAAUAACCUUAUGUUGCCACUGGACACAUAUUUACGCAAGCGGUGGCGGUCUACUAAUGAGUUAAUUAUGACUAGCUUUCCUAGGGAAACUGGAGGCACUGAAGUGCGUGUUUUCAAAUUAGCACAAGGCCUGAGGGCAGGUAAGCGUAGCCUUCACAUUAAAGACGCCAAAGAGCGGAGGGAAGACAUGUAAGACCUUUUAUGCUGCUGUGAUCUCUUCAAUUAUCCAAGCUUUCCAAGACUCAUUUUAGCCUUAAACGCCGACUGUUUUUACAUACAACUUUUUAUACAAUCACGUGUCUCUACCUUACAGCGACAAACAAUCCAAUGGUGUAGAUGAUGUAGUAUGCCCGUGAGUACUGAAUGUGUGAAGGGUCAAGGAUUAUUAUAUUAUUCAUACCUUUUAUACGGUACACAGAGACGGCAUUGUCAUAUAUGCAGUUGCAUGGACUGAAGCAAUACUCAUUUAUAUAAAAAUGCCAAUAUUAAUGUUUCAACGUGUGUGCUGAAACCUGUAUGUAUCUUUUAUGCCAUAAAUUCCAAUGUUUAUAGUUAUUAUUUAUAGUAUUGAAAGAUUGCAUUACAUGGAUGAAUGAGCAGAAUGUCUGUGUGAAGAUGGAACAUAAACUGCAUAGACUGAAUGCUGUUUAGGUGACCAAUUCUGACUUGGACAUUUGAUUGGUGCAGACCUUUGUACAGUUAUCUAUACAAGCUGUAUAUUUACCUUAUAUUCUCCCAAAAUAUUUUUAUUGUAUUAAAGAUUAUUUAGCUAUAA
Sardina pilchardus (European sardine) is the source of this 3707-nucleotide messenger RNA. RefSeq names its product docking protein 7b (gene dok7b). Gene Ontology annotation, biological process: positive regulation of protein tyrosine kinase activity; neuromuscular junction development. Lineage: Eukaryota; Metazoa; Chordata; Actinopteri; Clupeiformes; Clupeidae. Gene Ontology annotation, molecular function: protein kinase binding. The record is from RefSeq and is a predicted model, not a curated record. Bases 14 to 2452 code for a protein of 812 amino acids. The transcript has 15 exons.